UAUUGUGUUGAAUGUAUGUAGGGAAGCACCGAAGGAGGACUGUAGUAUUGGCUAGAGCUGUGUAUUGAACUAGACAUGAUGCCAAUGGGAGGUUAAUUCUGACCGCAAAGGACAUUAAAUCAAUCCCUUUUAUUUUCCCUCGUUUUAGGGGGAAACAUAUAUGAACCAAUUUCUGUCUUUGAGACUCGAAAGCUAAGGACUGUAAAAUAAUAGCUUGCCACGAGCAAACACGAAGGAGAGUAGCAAGCUAAUAGCUAGCCAAUGAAGAAAUCUCUUUGUGGAUUAAAGGAGAAUUAGCGUGUUGUCAAAACCGUCCUGGAAGAGACCAAGAUCUUCGAAUACUUGGGAAGAAGACCGUAACAUUAACGGACGGCAAACAAUAACGCGGUCUUUCGCUGUAUCGAGGAAUUUACCUGACAUUAGCUUGGUGCUCGAAGCUAUUCUGUUAGCUUGUUAGUCUACAUUUCUGUGUGGAAAUCAAACUGGCUCCUAGCGACACAGCGUAGCUGCUGCUAUUGCUAAUUUCUCUGCUGACAAUAAAGUUAAUGCAUAUACAGUGUGCACGUCUCUUUACAAAACAUUUUGAAACACGAGUGAAAGCCUGAAAACAACUCAACUAGGUUCAGUUACCUGGUUAGUUAUGGACAUUGUUUACGUUUUUUGUCGCUGAUGCCAUGGAGAACGGACAGUAGUUGCGACGGAAUUAUAGAAACAUAUUCGACAUCAUGUAGUUAACUGGGCACUUUGAAUGCGUCCUGCUUAUUAAUGAACGGUGGUGAGGUGGUCGAACUAUUGCCAUAUAAAAUGACAGCUGGCGGUAAGAAUUGACACCGUGUUCUCUGGGCAUUGUUGCUGUUAGCCAUGCGUACUGCAGAGUGUAGCAUCCUUUCCGUCCACAAUUGAAACGCUAACACCACAACGUUUUAACGUUACAAUUCUAAAAAGAGACCCGAAGACAAUCUGGUGGUCCUUCGCUGGAUUAAAGGAGCCAAACUUCGCCUACUGGACUGCAGGCUUUGCUACGUUAAUUUGUUGUAAUUUUAUGUCUGGAAUAAAAAUAGAUUCUGUCCUCGGACUAAUGUCCAAUAAUAUAAUGACAUCAGCACUAUAGCGAAAUAAAUACCCAGGCUUGUUCAUUCCAAAUGACAGGCUAGAUACGUGUGAUUGUUUCGAGGUUUUUGCAAAGUGCAUAUUAGCCAUAGACAUAGAAAGGACAUCCCUGGAUAAACAACGUCCUGCUGUUGUUGGACUGAACUGUUGGAAAAUGGAAACGGUUGGAGACUUUGAAUACAGCAGGAAGGACCUGGUUGGACAUGGGGCUUUCGCCGUCGUGUUCAAAGGAAGGCACAGGAAGAAGACCGACUGGGAGGUGGCCAUCAAGAGCAUCAACAAGAAGAACCUGUCCAAGUCCCAGAUUUUACUGGGGAAGGAGAUCAAGAUCCUCAAGGAGCUUCAGCAUGAGAACAUCGUGGCUCUCUACGAUGUGCAGGAAACACCGAGCUCUGUGUUCCUGGUGAUGGAGUACUGUAACGGAGGGGACCUGGCUGACUACCUGCAAGCUAAAGGCACUCUGAGGGAGGACACGCUGCGGGUGUUCCUGCAGCAGAUCGCGGCGGCCAUGCGCAUCCUCAACAGCAAGGGCAUCAUCCACCGCGACCUCAAGCCGCAGAACAUCCUGCUCUCCUACACCGGCCGCAAGAAGGGCAGCCUCAAUGGCAUCCGCAUCAAGAUCGCUGAUUUUGGCUUUGCGCGCUAUCUCCAGAGCAACAUGAUGGCCGCCACCCUCUGCGGAUCGCCCAUGUACAUGGCCCCAGAGGUCAUCAUGUCGCAGAACUACGACGCCAAAGCUGACCUGUGGAGCAUCGGGACCGUGGUGUACCAGUGCCUCGUGGGAAAACCGCCCUUCCAGGCCAACAGCCCGCAGGAUCUGCGCAUGUUUUACGAGAAGAACAAGACGCUGGAGCCAAGCAUUCCGAGGGAGACCUCUCCGCACCUGUGCGACCUGCUCCUGGGCCUGCUGCAGAGGAACCAGAAGGACCGCAUGGAUUUCGACGCAUUUUUCAGCCACCCUUUCCUGGAUCCAGCGUCAACUAUUAAGAAAUCUUGCCCAGUGCCUGUUCCCAGCUGUCCCGGCUCCGUGUUGGACAGUACCUGUGGCAGCUCCCCCUCCUGCCGAUACGUCUCCCCCCCAUCCCUGCCCGACAUGCAGACUCUGCCCGAGGACGUGCUGGCCUCGCCCCCCCUCGGGCCCCCAAACUACCUGCAGCUCUCCAAGGAGUCCGGCGGCAGCACCAGCAGCAAGAACUCCUCCUGCGACACGGACGACUUCGUGCUGGUGCCCCACCUCUCCGGAGAGCAGUCCUAUGACCUGCCGUUAGGGGCCACAGGCAGACGACCUUCCAGCGAGUUCCUCAUGUGUGGAGGGCAGCCGCCGCCGCCGCCGCACGCCGGCCAGACGCCGGCGGUGUCCCCGCGCGCGGAGACCACGCCCAUCCCGGUGCCCACCCAGGUGCGCAACUACCAGCGGAUCAAGCAGAACCUGUCCAGCAGCCCCAGCCCCACGCAGUACGGCUCCCCCAGGUCCGGUACGGUGCGCCGGUCCAACACCAGCCCCAUGGGCUUCCCCAAGGCGGGCUCCGGGUCGCCCAGCUCGGCUGAGGGGGCCCAAACACUGGGCCGGCGCCUCUCCACCGGCUCCUCCCGCCCCUACUCCCCCUCCCCCCUGGGUGAGCGCGCGCCCGUCUGUCUGUCCGUCUGUCUGUCUGCCUGUUCAUCUGUCUGUCUGUCUGUCUGCCUGUUCAUCUGCCUGUCUGUCUGUGUGUCUGUCUGUCUGUCCCAGCUGUCUGUGUGUCUGUCUUUGGCCCAUUCCCAGAGGCAGCUGUCCAGUGCUGCUGUGGCACAUCUCAGGCUGGCGAACCCAGCUCACUGGAGUUUUCCCUGCUCACCCCCCCCCCCCCCUCCUCCCACAGGGUCCCCUGGCCCCCCCUCCCAGUUGCUAGGAGCCCGGCUGCACAGCGCCCCCACCCUGACGGAAGUCUACCACAAGCAGAAGCUGCAGAAGCAGCUGUCGGACCCCGUGUACCCGAUCCAGCCCUCCAGCUCCGCCUACCCCAGCAGCCACUCCCCCCAGCUGGGCCGGCCCGGCAGCCUGGGCACCUCCCCCACCAAGCACCUGGGCUCCUCCCCCCGCUCCUCCGAUUGGCUGCAGAAGUCCCCGCUGCCCACCAUCAUCGGCUCUCCCACUAAGACGACGGCGCCUUUCAAGAUCCCCAAAACGCAGGCGUCCUGCAACCUGAUGGCCCUGGCGUCCCAGCAGGGCCUGGCGGACAGCCCCGCCAGAACCCUGGGAGAGUCCCGGGACCUCUGCGCCCACCACUGCACCCCGUACCCCAGCGCGCGCCAGGCCACCCCCGAGCCAAGCAGGACCACCUUCGGCCGGUCGGUCAGCACGGGUCGUCUCUCCGAGCCGGUGAGGAUCUCCCUGGGGGGUCAGCCCUACCAGGGCAGCACCGACAGCCUGAACACUGAGAGGCCCAUGGACACAGCCCCUGCAGGGAUCGGUGGGGCGAGCCCUCGCACCGUGCUGUUCACCGUGGGGUCUCCCCCAAAGUGCAGCACCCCGCCCACCUGCAGUCACCUGGGCUCCCGGCCACGCACCACCUCAGUGGGGUCCAGCAGCUCUGCAGGGUCUCUGUGCUCCACCAGUGGGCGUGUGUAUAUGGGGUCCCCGCCCAGCAUGGCCAUAGGCUCCUCCCCCCCUGGCGCGGAGGCGGGGCCCAGCAGCCUGCGCUACGUCCCCUACGGCACCUCCCCCCCCAGCCUGGACGGCUUCAUCACGUUCGAGGCCCCUGAACUACCCGAGGAAACGCUCAUGGAGCGGGAGCACACGGACACGCUGAUGCACCUGCGCAUGAUGCUGUCCUUCACCGACGGCGUGCUGGAGAUCGCCGCGGUGCGGGCGGGCGGGGCAGAUCUGGGCGUGUCCGCCGCCUCUCUCUACCCCCCUCAGGACAGCGUGGUGGUGGACCAGAUCAGCCAGCUCAGCAGGGAGUGGGGGCAGGUGGAGCAGUUGGUGCUGUAUAUGAAGGCUGCCCAGCUCCUGGCCUCCUCCCUGCACCUGGCCAAGGCCCAGAUAAAAUCCGCCAAACUCAACCCCUCCACCGCCGUCAAACAAGUGGUGCGCAGCCUGAACGAGCGCUAUAAGAGCUGCAUCUCUCUGUGCCGGCGCCUGACGGACCGCCUGCAGCACUUCUUCUCCGAUAAGCAGCGCUUCGUGGACGAGAUCAACAGUGUGACAGCCGAGAAACUCAUCUACAACCACGCUGUGGAGAUGGUGCAGACGGCGGCGCUGGAUGAGAUGUUCCAGCAGACGGAGGACAUCGCCUUCCGCUACAACAAGGCCGCCAUGCUGCUGGAGGGGCUGUCCAAGGUCCUGCAGGACCCGGCCGACAUCGAGAACGUCAACAAGUAUAAAGCCAGUGUGGAGCGGCGGAUCUCUGCACUCUGUUACUGCACUGUCACGCUGUACGAGUAGGCCACGCCCACAAGGGACCACCUGUCUGCUGUCACAGGGACCACGCCCUUACCUGAGCACCUGAACAACCGGAGGCACACCCCCACCCCCCCCCCCAGCCCUUCUCUCUUGUAGCAGUUGAAGCACUUUUCCUUUUUAUUCUGUUGAGAAAAAAACAGUGUUAUUCCCUUAUGCCUCAUGAACCGAGUGCAAAGCAGGAGAGACUCGCAUAUCCACAACCAAAGAUGAUGAUGAUGGUGACGAAGAAGAAAGAAAGCCAGACAAAAUGACUGAACAAAAAGUCCAAAUCAGAUCACAAACCACUUGUGGGACUGUUAGGAAACUGAACUCUCCUACAGAACUCGCCCUGAGACUGUUCAGUUCUUAAAAGUGAAGCACAGUACAGCAAACAUUAUUAUUCUUAUUAUUAAUAUUAUUAUUAUAUUCUUACUGUUGCAGUUAUUUAUUGGUUAGGGAAAACGCUUUUCCAGAUGAGAUAAUCCUGUCUGUUGAACAUUCAGUAAUGAGUGGCAGAUAUUUUGAGUGAGCACAUUUACAUUCACAUUUACCUACAUCCACACAAACAAACUCAUAAUAGAAACUAACACACACACACACACACACACACAGGAAUUUACACAUGCAUACAUGCGCACAGACACACACAGCAGUGUAAAGAGCCUGUAGAUGCGUAAUUAUCUUUUUUUUGCAGAAGCACUUUAUGAACAGCGGCGGUUGGAAGCAGAUUUCCAUUUGGUAGUGAACACAAAUUGAAGGUUGGCGGGUUAAACUGAUGGGGUGUGGGGGGGGAGGGGGGGUGGAAGGAGACUCAAUUAGUUUCCUGUACCACUGAGAGACUCCUCCCACUGAGGGACUCCUCCCACAGACAGACUCCUCCCAAUGAGAGACUCCUCCAACAGACAGACUCCUCCCACUGAGAGACUCCUCCCACAGACAGACUCCUCCCACUGAGAGACUCCUCCCACAGACAGACUCCUCCCACUGAGAGUCUCCGUCCACUGACAGACUCCUCCUAUUGAUAGACUCCUCCCACUGACAGACUUCUCCCACUGAGAGACUCCUCCCACUGUCUGACUCCUCCCACUGAGAGACUCCUCGGACCCCGCCUCUGGACCUGGCUCGGCUCGGCUCGGCUCGGCUCGGCCUGGUUCUCCCUCGUUACUGUACUGGACUUCCGCGCCGCGUGCAGGGGCUGCCGGGCUCAAGCGGCGUCAGCAAAGCGGGCAAUACGCAAGACGCCAUCUCCCCGGCCUCGUCUUCCUCACACUGCAAUCAGAGAGACUGCGGGGGGGCGGGGCACGUCACCGUCCCCGUCACCACGGAGACCGGAUCACGUCACUGCCCCCCCGUCGCUACGGAGACCGGAGUACAUCACGGCCCCCGUCGCCAUGGAGACCGGAGUGCAUCGCAACCCCCAUCGGCGCGGCGGCGGAAGGGCACCGCGGCUCUCGUUACCACGGCAAUGGUUCUGGCCUCUUAGAGCCGUCUGCUGCCGAGUCCAAUCAGAAGUGGGGAAAUUACUUGAGUAGUUUACCGAAGUUUCAUUUUCUUAGAAAAACAUAGACGUUUUUUAAAAAAUGUUUAUUAAUAACUGUAUCUAAUUUUCAAGGAAAGUUGAUGUUUGCAAAAUGUAAAUAUUUGUAUGUCGUGCAUGUGAUUUUUAUUUGACCUUUUCCUGAAUGAAUGCGAGAGGCAAAGUGUGGGAUAAGAGACAGGAAGUGAUGUCAGCAGAUGCUCCUGUGAAGCAGCACAAAACGUUCUUGUGCAGGGAUUGGCCUGUUUUCACAAAGAGCCUCAGGGUAAGAGCACUGAUCCAGGGUCAGUCUUCCCGUGUCCACGUCCGACUCCUGUCCCUUUAGAGCCAAAAUGGCUGAACUGAUCCUGGAUCAGGCCUUUGUGAAUAGGGGCCUUUGAGUUAGAGAUCUGUUACUGCCACACUUUUCGCCUGCACACUGCCAUGCCCCUGGGGGGGAGCUGGCAGUGCAAUGAGAACUGCACUCCUGUAUGAACUGUAGACCUGGAAUGUUGACCAAUGAAAUCUUGAGUCCGUAUGCUUCUUACCGAACGAGAAAAAGCCUUUUUCUGGUUUAAUGCAGGCCUCCCCCUCACACUCGCCCCCAAACUUCUGCCGUGACCUCACCGUGGUCACAACAGUGCUAGUGUGACCUCACCGACAAGGUGUGUGAUAGGCCAGCUCUCUAACCAAUCAGAAGUGGUGCAGAUCCAGCUGAAGGCCGUCCGUUUCUCUCUCUCUCUCUCUCUCUCUCUCUCUCUCCCUCCCUCCCUCCCUCC
Anguilla rostrata (American eel) is the source of this 6826-nucleotide messenger RNA. RefSeq names its product unc-51 like autophagy activating kinase 2 (gene ulk2). Gene Ontology annotation, molecular function: ATP binding; protein serine/threonine kinase activity. The coding region runs from base 1265 to 4534 and encodes 1089 amino acids. The transcript is spliced from 27 exons. Gene Ontology annotation, cellular component: cytoplasm; phagophore assembly site membrane; cytosol. Lineage: Eukaryota; Metazoa; Chordata; Actinopteri; Anguilliformes; Anguillidae. The record is from RefSeq and is a predicted model, not a curated record. Gene Ontology annotation, biological process: autophagosome assembly; peptidyl-serine phosphorylation; protein autophosphorylation.